Messenger RNA from Chenopodium quinoa (quinoa), 1191 nucleotides. RefSeq lists its product as uncharacterized. NCBI's taxonomy places the organism in Eukaryota, Viridiplantae, Streptophyta, Magnoliopsida, Caryophyllales, Amaranthaceae. The transcript is spliced from 5 exons. The record is from RefSeq and is a predicted model, not a curated record. Bases 1 to 1191 code for a protein of 396 amino acids.
AUGGCUCAACCAUCUCGUAAGCUCAGCGAUUAUUCGCAGCCGUCCCUGGCAGAUUUUUCACACCUUGCCCCCGCACCAAAUCACGAGGGAGUAAAAUUUGAGAUUAAACCCCAGUUUAUUACUAUGAUCGAAAGGAAGCAAUUUAGCGGAGCUAAGGAGAGAACAACUUUGUUAAGGAGUAAGAUCCUAAAUUUUUCCCAAGAAGCAGAUGAAUCUUUAUAUGAAGCUUGGGAACGAUUUAAGGAUUUGCAGAGAGAGUACCCUCAUCAUGGGCUAGCACAAUGGCAGAUAAUCCAAGCCUUCUACAACGGGAUUGGAUAUAAUUCAAGAAUGAUUUUGGACUCUGCAGCUAACGGAAGAUUUAUGAAUUUGGAUGUUAAUAUAGCGAGCAAUGUUGUUGAAGAGAUGAAACUAGACAAUAUUAAUAAUUCUAAUUCAUCUUCCGUUGCUAAUGUUUCUGCUAUUGGUACUAACUCUGCAAUAAAUUGUGAAAAUUGUGGUCUUGCCUAUAAACAAACUAGUCCAUACUCUAACACCUACAAUGCAGGGUUGAGAAAUAACCAAAAUAUGUCGUACAAUAGUAUGAAUGCGCCUAACCCCCCACCGCAAGUACAACAAUCGCAGCAGAGGUACUAUCAACCUCCACAUCAGAGACCACAACAGCCUGUUACUGCUCCUUCUGAUUCUGGCUUAUCAGAAAUCAGAACGAUGUUAGUUGAUAUGCAGAAACAGAUGCAGAGUAGGGAUGCACAAAUUGAUUCGAUUCUAGCUCAUAAUAAAAUCAUGGACAAUCAAAUUGCGCAACUUUCCUCUGCUCUACAAACUCGCCAGCAGGGAGCCCUACCAUCGCAGCCAGUACAACCUACAGAUCACGUGAAUGCAAUUACCCUGAGAAGUGGUUCAAAAUACGAUGGGCCGUCUAUGCCCAAAGAUGAUGAACCUAUCAUUACAAAUAUUGUUAAUCUUGAUUUUGUUAUACCAAAUAUUGUUGUUACUAGCCCUGCAUUGCAGGGUAUAACUCCAAAGAAGGAUAAAAAUCAAGACAAGAGUGGAGAUGUACAUAAACCAGUUAUCAAACUACCAUUUCCUAAUAGACAUCUUAAGAGUAAGCUAGAUAAGCAGUUUGGUAAGUUUCUGGAGGUUGUCAAGAAUUUGCAGUGUAAGUGUUAUUCCAUUAGCUGUGAGCUCUAA